CGCGCUCAGCAGCCCGUCUCCCGGUGCGCUCCUGCUGCUCCUCCCCGGCCCCGUUUGCCCGCCUCGCGUUAGCGUGGUACUUAUGAAGAGCUGCUGCUUCCGGCUGUAGUCCAACCCGAGCGCGUCCCUACGCGCACCGAGAGGCGGGGGCCACACCGGCGGCGGAGGAGGGCGCGCGGCACGCUUCAGUUCGGCUUCUUUUUGUUUGUGCGCUGACGGAGCGGCGCAGCAUCCCCGCGCGCCUCACGACAGGACACCGAAGGGCGGAUGAAAACAAAGCGCAGACGGAACCGGCGGACGCUCCUCGCUCUCUAACGCUGCGUGGCGCGUCGUGGAAACCAUGGAGUCCGUGGAGAAGGAGUGCGGGGCUCUGGGCGGAUUAUUUCAGGCCAUCGUCAACGACAUGAAGAGCUCGUAUCCUGUGUGGGAGGACUUCAGCGCCAAGGCCACGAAGCUUCACGCUCAGCUCAGGACCACCAUCCUGGCAGCGGUAGCCUUUCUGGACGCUUUUCAGAAAGUGGCGGACAUGGCCACCAACUCCAGAGGGGCCACCAGGGACAUCGGCUCAGCCCUGACGAGGAUGUGCAUGAGGCACCGCAGCAUAGAGGCCAAGUUACGCCACUUUUCCAACGUCCUCAUGGAAGGCCUGGUUACUCCUCUCCAAGACAGAAUAGAAGAGUGGAAGAAGACGGCGAACCAGCUGGACAAAGACCACACCAAAGAGUACAAAAGAUCUCGUCAGGAAAUCAAGAGGAAGUCAUUAGAUACCAUCAAGCUGCAGAAGAAAGCCAGAAAAGAGUUGCUAGGGAGGGGAAACCUGCGCCCCCAGCUGGACAGCGCCAUGCAGGACGUCAACGACCUGUACCUGCUGAUGGAGGAGACGGAGAAGCAGGCGGUGCGAAGGGCGCUCCUGGAGGAGAGGGGGCGUUACUGCUCAUUUAUCAGCCUGCUUCAGCCCGUCGUGAACGUGGAGAUCGCUAUGCUGGGGGAGAUAACUCACCUUCAAGCCAUCGUGGAAGACCUCACUGUUUUGACUGAAGACCCCCAUAAGCUGCCGCCCGCCAGUGAACAGGUGAUCCGGGACCUGAAAGGCUCCGAUUAUAGCUGGUCCUACCAGACCCCCCCGUCCUCCCCCAGCAGCACCACCUCCAGGAAGAGCAGCAUGUGCAGCCUGCUCCAGAUGCCCUCAGCGGGGGCCCAUCGGCUCAGCAGCGUCUCCUCCCACGACUCGGGAUUCGUCUCGCAGGACGCCAACACCCUCUCCAAGCCCCCGUCACCCAUGCCAUCUGAUAUCACCAGCCAGAAAUCAACAAGCUCAGCCUCCUCAGAGGCUUCAGAAACCUGCCAGUCUGUCAGCGAGUGCAACUCUCCCACAGCGUUUGGCUCAUGCUCAUCCUUCGGCACCUUCCGCCCUCCUGCUUUCUCUCACACCGGCACCAUCCGGCCUCUAUCUGUCAUGCUUCCUUCGUCUCCCACAUUUAACCACUCCCCCGGAUCCAACAAUCCCUCACCCACAUCAAAGGUUCCUAGCUGGAAGGACUGGGCCAAGUCGAGCUCCUGCGAGCCGUCGCUAGCCGGCACGCCGCAACGCAGGAGGGAGCCCUCGGAAAGAAUGAGGGACACCGAGGCUCCGCCCAGUCCCCAGGGUUACGCCAGGAUGCAGGCAGACGAUCCGAGCAGAGCAAGAAGUGGAAUUGUUACCACAAAGCACGGAGAGCCCCUAUCUCCAGCAGCCAGCACCCUCGCCAUGGUUCUGACCCGAGGCCUGAGCAUGGAGCAGCAGAAGAGCAGCAGAGACUCUCUGCAGUACUCCAGUGGCUACAGCAGCCAGACCAACACCCCCUCCUGCUCCGAGGACACCAUACCCUCACAAGGUUCAGAUUAUGAGUGCUACUCUCUGAACGGAGAUGCGGACGGCGAGGGACAGGCAGACUUCGACAAGUCGUCCACCAUCCCACGCCACAGCAACAUUGCCCAGAGCUACCGCCGCAUGAUCCAAACCAAGAGGCCCGCCAGCACAGCGGGUCUGCCUGCGGGGCGGAGCCUACAGGGAACUCCUAACGGUGCCGGUGGCGGCGGCUCUGGAGUCAUAUCCUCGGGGACCGCCACCAUACGUCGGACCCCGUCCACUAAAACGGGUGUGAGACGCACCCCGUCCACAUCCGGCCCCAUCCCCAUCCGGCCCCCCAUCAUUCCUGCUAAAACCCCCACAGUCCCGGACUCUCCGGGGCCCGCCAGCCCGUCCCCGCAUCACACAGGCACUGAGGAGUUCCUGUACGGCGCGGACACAUCCGUCACCGACUACAUGAAGGCUUCUCCUAAGCGAAUGAGCCUCCCUGACACAACAUGGAGCAGGGGGGGAGGAGGCGCAUCCGACAGGACAGUUUACCCCCAGCAGGCGCCUGGCAUGAGCGCCCAAAGUGCCGAGGAGGACCCUCUGCUGGCUGCCAACCGUCACAGCCUGGUGGAGAAGAUAGGGGAGCUGGCUGCCAGCGCUCACGCCCUCGGCGAGGGUCACUUCCCUUUCUCCAGCUUGUUGCCGGGGAAAUCGGCUCAGUGCGCCCCCCAGGAGCUAUCCUCUGCAACCCAGAAGGACGUGGACAUGUUGGUGACCAUUCGCCGUGGGGUAAAGCUGCGCAAGACGGUGACAGAUGAUAGGUCGGCUCCCAGAAUCCUUUGGUAGUUGGAGCGAUGUACAAACUGAAUGUUUGAAACCCAGAGCACUCGCUAAAAACAGGAAGUGGGGGGAGUGAAGGCCCGUCGAGCAAAGACUGAACCUGACCUUUGGACAAAGCUCUCCUUCUUCCUUUCGGUUGUAUUCUUUGCUUUUUGUUUUGUGGGCUUUGUUGCCGUGCACCUCUGCGUUCUGUGUUGUUUCAGCCCAGUUUAUCCUUCUGGGGGCCACACAGCGCUCUGCGUCCGUGUUCUUGCUCCGGUGGUUAUUAUUAAAUUGUGCAUUUCUGAAUCCGCACAGCGGAAAUGUGAGGCGGUGUGAGCCUCUGCGUUUGUUGUUUCUCACCAUUACUGUUCAGGCUCUGUGUUACGGUUUCGUCUGAUGAGCUGAAACCGCUGCUGGGUAGCUUCACGCUCAAAUGGAAGCGAUGAGCUGCCGUUUAUAUUGCUGUACUGUCAAUAUAUUCCACAAUUAAAACAGUCUUUUUACUUUAAA
Oryzias latipes (Japanese medaka) is the source of this 3169-nucleotide messenger RNA. The record is from RefSeq and is a predicted model, not a curated record. Lineage: Eukaryota; Metazoa; Chordata; Actinopteri; Beloniformes; Adrianichthyidae.